Chiloscyllium plagiosum (whitespotted bambooshark) is the source of this 1518-nucleotide messenger RNA. NCBI's taxonomy places the organism in Eukaryota, Metazoa, Chordata, Chondrichthyes, Orectolobiformes, Hemiscylliidae. The record is from RefSeq and is a predicted model, not a curated record.
ACAAUCUGUGGAAUGACCAAGCCCUAGAGAUAGACCCAGACCUCCCCCCAGGCUGGAGAAUGAUCCGGGACACAAGCGGGACAUACUAUUGGCAUGUACCAACUGGCACUACUCAAUGGCAGCACCCAGCAUGCACAUCCGAUGUCAGCCUGGACUCUGGGAAGUUGUCGACUGCCCUGUCACCAACCCUGGAGCACGAGGCUGUUACUCCAGGAGCUGCUGCAGUACACCAUCUGCCUCGGGGAGGGAAGUUCGAGAGCUCAAUGCCAGCUUCUUCAUCGAUAAACCUGAGAACGGAACUCCCUUGGCAAGACAGCAGCCUCCAGCCCAGCACCAAUCCAGAUUCCAAGUGUUUCGCAGUGCGGUCCCUGGGAUGGGUGGAGAUACCCGAAGAGGACUUGACUCCAGGGAAAAGCAGCAUUGCUGUGAAUAACUGCAUCCAGCAGCUCUCCUACAGUAAAUCGGAGGGAAGGCAGAGUGGACUAACCUGGGGAGAGGGUCAGGAUAUGGUGAUGGUGCUGAAGAAGGACAUGCUGAGCCUGGUCGAUCCUGUCGAUCACAGUUUGAUUCAUUCCCAACCGAUUAUCAACAUUCGAGUGUGGGGAGUGGGCUGUAACAAUGACAGAGACAGAGACUUUGCCUAUGUUGCCAGUGACAAGGAUACGUGUAUGUUGAAGUGCCACGUUUUUCAUUGCAACACUCCUGCCAAAGCCAUCGCCACUGCCCUUCAUCAGAUGUGCUCCCAGAUCAUGGCAGAGCGAGCAAUUAACAGUGGUUCAUCGAACGUUCCGGGAAUGGAGGACAGCAUCUCCCCAGUGGACCUGCCUCUACAAGUUGACCUCCUGGAGACGGUGAGACAAUCCGUGCAGAGGUUUAAUGUCCAAUACAUUGGCUGCCUCCCUGUGACCAACUCAAUGGGAAUGAAGCUGGUGAACGGAGUGAUAAAGAGUCUGUUGGAUUCAGUGGACAGAUGUGACUGGCCUUCAGUUCUCCUCCAGGUUACAGAUACCACGCUGUCCGUGUCUAAGGGGGAGGAUAGCAGGGAGCCAUGUUGGCAGUGCCGACUCCGGUACCUGACCUUCCUGGGCAUUGGGAAGGACCCGCAUACCUUCGGCCUCAUUGUGGACACAGGUCUCCAGAACUUCGAGUGCCACGUUUUCUGGUGUGAGCCUGAUGCCGGCUACAUCUCUGAGGCCAUUCAGGCCGCUUGUAUGCUACAAUACCAGAAGUGUUUGGUGGCUGCAGCUCCCUCAGUGAGAUCAAAGAGGGCCACCCACUCUCAGUUGCCCCCCUCAGGCCUGAAGAAGCACUUGUCUUCCCCGAUGACUGACAAUGUGGGUCCUGCGCCUGGGCCCCUCCUCUCUGCCCCCAAGUUCACCAGCGGCUCCAAUCUGAAACGUGGCGUCCUGGCCCUGCUGGACACUUUCAAACACAAGCACUCGGUGUUGCAAAUGCCGUAGUGACACAGAGGGAGGUGCUGGGUGGAGCGGGGGAAGGGAGAGGGGGACCCCAAGAAGU